GAAACCCCAUGGCGGAGUCUCGUCAGGAUGACUAAAAGGCCCUCGCCCAAACCCCUCCUCCCCCUCGUCUCCCCCCUCCCCCGCCUACGCCACCUCGCCGCCCUCUCCGGCUGCCUCGCCUGGCUGAGGUUAUUCCGCUCCGCCGGUCACAUGGUCGGCGAUCUCGCGGCUGAGCGGACAACCUUCGUCGCCAAGAUCCGGAGGGUGCGAUGGGCCUCCUUCCUCCUUGGUUCUUGGAAUAUUGGCGUGGUCCUCCUUGGGUGUUUCUUGAUGGUUUAUCUUCUCUCCGGUUGCUCCGCCGAGGAAAAGCUGCCGUUUGCCGCGUCAACCAUGAUCGCCGGCAUUAGGGUCGUCGCCAUGGUCGGCGCUGGCAAGGCACAGCAAGAGACGGCCGAGAUAAUCGUUAGUUGUCCUACUGACUCCGCAACCGUCGAUGCGGUUGUCCGCAAUGACAGACGGUUGCGGUACAAAAGAUGGCUUUGCUGGACCAGAUUUGGAAUGGUGGUCACAGUGCUUCAAUUUCUUGGAGCCAUCUACCUAAUGUUCAUUGUAUUGACUGAUAUAUCUUAUGGUGGAAGAUCUACAUCCUGCUUUUUAGGACAGGAUACUGUCAACCAAGCAUGGAAGAAAACUUUAGUUGUUUCCUUUCUUCUACUGGUGUGGCUUGUGAUCCUCAUACAGUGCUUUACGGGAUCUGAUGUUUUGAGAUGGAGAUCAUUUUAUUCAACGCAUGAUACUGCCUGGAAAGCACACUACCGGGAGGUAUUUGAUCAUGGAAUUCGGGAAGCUUUGUGCUGCCUAGGACGUGUUAAGUACUUGAGUGUUUUGGAAGAAGAUGAGGUUUACUCUGUUGCAAGGCUCGUAGGUGAUCUUGUGGCAUAUCGUGCAUCAGGAACUGGACAUCUUGAACUUUUGAUAGGACUUGCUCUCUUGCAAAGCCACAAACAAAUGCAAAAUUUGCAUGAUGAGCUUCUGGAUGCACCUGAUAUACUUGUUCAAAAGGCAGCAUUCUUCCAUCAGUUCGCUGAAGCCGCUUACACAGGACCGCUGCUUGAUUUUGGUCGAAACCCCAUCUUGUUUCCCUGUGCAUGGCUUUAUAGACAAGGAUUUUUGACUCCCUGGGCUCGUGACAGGCGACCUUUACUUGAAGGUGAUAACUGGUGGCGUGGACAUGCAGCAGCCUUUCUUAAAUUUGUCAAUCUACCACCUAAAGCUCUUCGUAAGGGUCGAGUUAGUCAAACAAAGCGGGAGGCUGCUUACUUUGUUGUGGUUCUGCAUGAUAAAAAGACCAUAGUAAUUGCUAUACGUGGAACUGAGACGCCUGAAGAUCUCAUAACUGAUGGUUUAUGCAGGGAGUGCGCCCUAACUGUGGAGGAUUUGGACGGUCUGAUAAAUAGUGAACAUUUACCUUCAGCUAAGAGACAAAAAGUUCUUUCUUCUUUCCCACAUUAUGGACAUGCAGGGAUUGUUGAGUCUGCCAGGGAACUUUUCAUGCAAAUUGAUGGCGAACAUGGAGACAAAGAUGCCUCACCAUCUGAAAUAUCUGGAUUUCUGGCGUCGUUGUUGGGACCUGGAUCUGAAUGUCAUGGAUAUGAAGUUAAUAUUGUGGGGCAUUCUUUAGGUGGUGCUAUUGCAACACUUUUAGGACUAAGGUUGUAUCGAUGGUACCCGAACUUACAUGUCUAUGCUUAUGGAACUCUUCCUUGUGUGGAUUUUGUCAUAGCUGAAGCAUGCACAGACUUUGUUACUACCAUUGUUUACAAUGAUGAAUUCUCUGCACGCCUUUCAGUCAACUCAAUCCUCAGGCUUCAUUCUGCUGCAAUUAACGCUCUUUCAGAUGAUUCUUUGGCUGAUUCAGCUAUAAUACAAAAGUUUGCUCGAAGAAUCCUUCAUGUUAACAAGUACCUCGAGGAUGGGCAGAACCAUAAUGUUUCUGCCUCAUCCAUGAGACCGUCUUUGGCAGCUACUGAAAAGAAUCAUGUUUCUAAAAGGAGGCCAUUCAAACCAAUCACAGUGAGUGCCCAAAUGAAUCAAGAUCUUUAUCUGGAGGAUUCUUCUUUGUUUGAUGAUGAUGCUUCAGAGACACAGGUUUUGGUAGACUUUGAUGUCUGGAGAGCAAAUUCCUGCAGAACUGUCAGUUCCAAGGACACAUGCUUAAUCAUGGAUCGGAUGACCCAAUUUAUAGGGGACCAACCAUCAUCUACGCAGGUACCGGUAGAACCACCAGAAAUGUUUCUGCCAGGCUGCAUUGUUCAUAUAGUACGAGAACCGAAAAGUAUUUUGCCUUUCUGGAAAAGUUGGAAACUUUUUGAGGGAGACCAUAAUCAUAGAGCUUUUCUGCCAACGAGGGAAAGCUUCAGAGAUAUCAAAGUUACAUCUCAUAUGUUCAUUGAUCAUCUCCCUUGGAGGUGUCAUUAUGCGAUCCAAAGAGUAUUAGAAGAACGCGAGUCUCAAGGCCGACAUCGUUCCAACUUAUUAGAUGCAAAAGAUAUAGCCAAUCUCGAUUUACUGGAUUUGGUUUCAUAAGAUUGCAACAAAUAUAAUUUUGUGCAUGCUUACAUGAAACAUGCAUGUUGUAUCUGCUGGGCGAGUUUAUGGUCAAAUCAGCAAAUCCUUUUUCGUCACAUGAAUAUGCAAUUAAUGAAAUAAAAGAAUGAAUAUUGCACAUUGUACUUCUGUGAAUAUGCGUGUAAACCCACCUGUUUGAUAUUCAUAACAGUCGCUAUACAUUUAAAUCCUGCUGAUGUUAUACUAAAUUCAAGCUGAUUCAAGUUGUUUGAUAUUCAACGACCAAAUUCUGGCCUUGUUCUGCAUCGGUUUCUUGGUUUAGUCUCACAGCAAUUUGGUUGCUAAUCCUAACAUCUAUUUACGAGGGUAUGGAAGUAGUGGAUAUGUGUUUGCAGGUUGAAUAAAUCAUCACAAGACAUAUCUUUUCCAUGAGAUUAAGCAAGAUGAAACAGUUUCAUCUGGCUGCCCUUCUUCUGGUCCAAAAUAUUGCAAAUUAUCAUUUGUUGCAGCUGACAACUAGCGCCUCAAAUGAGACAAGUUAUCAUUAGUAUUUUGGUAUUUAGGCAAGUUAGAAUUCGUUCGGUUUAUCUUUUCUACAAAAUCAGAAUUCAAAUCUUCAUCUUAUUUUUUUGUACUAAUAAUACAGGAACUCUCGCACUUGCAGGGGCAGAUAAAUCUGUGGCCUUCAGUGGCAAAUGAGUAGAAUCUUCCUUUUUAUCAAAGAUGCUACUAGUAGGUACACAUUAUUUAUGCGAUGUUAAUUACGAGCUCCUCAUUUAUCUGGAUUGUAAAGAAAGCACCUUUUAGAAUUCUAUAUCAUAAACUUUAUCAUUUUUGUCACUUGAAUAACUCUUGCAUUCUAAAUUGUCUUCGCUCCAUAUUCCUGUUGAAGCUACUUUGUUCAUGUAGUAAAAAAAAAAAAGAGCAACAAUAGCUUUUCUGUAGAAAAAAAAGGGAUUCUAUUAGGGUUUGAAUUACUUCUCAGUCAAAUUUGAAAAGUAUCGGGAAAUUGCUGAUAUGAAAUUAUUGUUCAUUUUUGUUAGUAAGAUGUCCAUAACUUGUUGCAUUUAGGUGUCCCCAAACAAACAAAAUAAGAAUAUAAAUAUAAACUCUAACUUUCACUUCAUUUGGUGAACUAGCUCUUAGUUCUUGAUCAUAUGCUUGCAAUUGCUGUAUAUACCAUCAGUACAGGCUCAUCCAUCCCCUGCAAAUGGUAGGUCUAAAGAUUGACAUCCAUCAAAAUAUCAUGAACUGCUAUAUUGGACUUUGGAAGUAACACAACAAAUGAAUCGCCUUUUCAUUUAUUUUUUAUAUAAAAGCUUAUCAUCAACCACUGUUGUGCUCUGUUUGUGUCACCUCUUGUGUUCCCAACUAUACCCUGAUUCUACUUGAUCCAAUCGAGAAGCUCUCAUGGUUCUGAUCAAGUCUUUUCUGUCUCUUGAUCUCUUCAGAGAACAGGAAAAUUUUGAUUUCUCGAGCUCAAUUAUUUUAAGCUCUUUCCUUUGGUUUUUAUUUUACCAUAUAGCUCUCACUAUAUGAGCAUCGGCAGCUCAACAUUUUCUCAAAUGCUGAAUCUGAAAAAUCAUUCUCAGCUUAAAUUCAUUAUCAUAUUUUCUUGAAUCCGUUCUGUCUCUCUAGUCAGAUACUGUUUUUGGUAAUCUAUCAGGCUGGUAUGAUACUGGUAUACUGGAUGGUAUAUUGAACCAGACCACCUGAUGUCCUUGAAAAAUAAUAAAUACCAGUUGGUAUCAACCAUAUUGUCUAUACUGGUCUAUGGUCAAACUAGCACACCGUACUGACCAAUAUUUGACACCAGUCAUUGUAUCGACCAUCUUCCUCAUUUUUUUUCCUUCCCAGUCAGUCCAGUACCACCAUCAGUACAUUCUUCUUUGUUGUUGAAGGAAAUAUGAUUCAGAUGCUUGGGACACUGGAAAAUUCUGGUUGUGCCAAAGCCCCAUUGGAAUUCUAACCAAAUAAUCUCAACCUGCAUUUAAUUUCAGCACAGCUGCUCCACUUGCUGGAAAAUGGUGGGCUUACUGGAUCCUGUGCCGCUGUUGAGAUAUAAUUAGUGGCUGAUGCUGGUACUCCCAACUGUCCAACGUCCAUGACUGUUGUUUUGUUUACAAUGUUGCUGGAAGAGAUGUGAUUGCCAAGGCCAACUCUGUCACAGAUACCAAGAUCAUCGAGAUCUAAGGUGUCUCCGGUCUGAAAUUUGUUGUGUUCUUGAUUGAUAACAUUGUUGUAGUAUGCUCGAUUGGAUCUCUUUUAAGUUUCAUGGACCACAUGAAAUCUAUGUUGCAUUGAAGAGAAAAUAUAUUGCAAGACUGAUUUCAAAUUGCUUUUAGUUUUA
This is a messenger RNA of Musa acuminata AAA Group (dessert banana), 4858 nucleotides long. RefSeq lists its product as uncharacterized. The coding region runs from base 28 to 2526 and encodes 832 amino acids. NCBI's taxonomy places the organism in Eukaryota, Viridiplantae, Streptophyta, Magnoliopsida, Zingiberales, Musaceae. The record is from RefSeq and is a predicted model, not a curated record. Gene Ontology annotation, biological process: lipid metabolic process. The transcript is spliced from 14 exons.